AUUGUUUUCUGAUUAAGAAUUUAAUUAUGUCUGUUGAAGAUUUUAAUAAAAAUCCAUCAGCAGAAUUUCUGGAUCUGUGUUCUAGAGAACAAUUGGUAAAAAUUGCUGAGCACUUUAAAAUAAGUGUUGGUGAUAAGCGGUUGAAAGAAAAUGUUAAAGCAAUUUUAAGGGAAAACUUAAUUGAAAUGGGCGUUUUGUCUUUGCCUUCAAUGCCUGAAGAUUUGGAUUUAAAGGUUGUAAAGCCUAAAUUUUUGGCUUUUGAACAACAAAAAGAGAUGUUAAGGUUAAGAAUGCAACUGGAGAAGGAAAAGGAGUUUGCUUUGGAGACUUUACGACAGCAAGCGGAUUUGGAAAAAGUUCUUGCUUUGGAAAAACUAAGACAGGAAACUGAAUUGGCAAGAAUACAUUUAGAAAGUGAGAAAUUAAAUCUGAUGAAAGACGGCAAAUUGUUUGCGGAAUCUUGUGUUAUGGACUCAAAUUGUAAGGCCUCUGACAUUUUAAGUGACUUGCGUUUGGUGCCUACGUUUAGUGAAAAGGAUGUUGAAACCUUUUUCACUUUGUUUGAAAGGGUUGCAGAGACAAGAGACUGGUCUGAUUCAGACCGCAUAGUUUUGCUUCAGUGUGUUUUGGUUGGUCGUCCUCAGGAAGCUUUUUCUAUGUUGAGUUUAGAUGAUGGCCAGGAUUAUGCCAAGGUUAAAGCUACAAUACUGAAAGCGUAUGAAUUAGUCCCUGAAGAAUACAGGCAGAAGUUUAGAAACUGGAAAAAAGGUGACAAAACUUAUGUAGAGUUUGCAAGGGAUUUGGAGAUUCAUUUCAAUCAUUGGUGCACUUCCUCUGAGGUUAGAACACUUGGUGAUCUCUGUAAUUUAAUGAUUCUUGAACAAUUUAAGAACUCUGUUUCUCAAUGCAUUGCAGUGUACAUUAAUGAACAGAAGGUAAAAACUGUAUCAGAAGCUGCAGUUUUGGCUGAUGAUUUUGUCUUGACACAUAAAGAUACUGGUGGAGAGCACACAGAUGGGAUGAGUGCUCCAAACUGGCGUUCAACACGUUCUGGAGGCUUUUUUUUCAGACCACAGUAACCGUGAUCUGGACAAAAUUUGUAAUUAUUGUCACAGAAAGGGUCAUUGGAAGAAAGACUGUGCUUUGUUGAAAUCUAGAAAUAAAAAUGGAAGUCCGGUUAAAC
Molecule: messenger RNA, 1183 nt
Organism: Xiphophorus couchianus (Monterrey platyfish)
Lineage: Eukaryota; Metazoa; Chordata; Actinopteri; Cyprinodontiformes; Poeciliidae
Exons: 2
Coding region: 27-1079 (350 amino acids)
Source: RefSeq, a predicted model, not a curated record